Bipolaris victoriae FI3 is the source of this 357-nucleotide messenger RNA. RefSeq lists its product as hypothetical. NCBI's taxonomy places the organism in Eukaryota, Fungi, Ascomycota, Dothideomycetes, Pleosporales, Pleosporaceae. Gene Ontology annotation, biological process: mitochondrial proton-transporting ATP synthase complex assembly. Bases 1 to 357 code for a protein of 118 amino acids. The transcript has a single exon. The record is from RefSeq and is a predicted model, not a curated record. Gene Ontology annotation, cellular component: mitochondrial matrix.
AUGGCACAGCAAGCCCCCACCCAAAUCCGUUCCCUCUACCGCCGUCUCCUCCGAGAACUCCCCUCCACCCCUCAAACAAGCCGGACACAGCACCAAAAGCUUUCUGCCCCGUCCGUCCUCCAAAAAACCAUACGUUCGGCUAUCGUAACACCAAAAGUGGGCUCAAGCGCACACGGCCAGAUACAGCAGGCAGAGCAAUUCGUACAAUACGUGCAGGCGCAACGGACAUAUGCGUCGUUAUUGGAGCGGUACAAUCCUGGUAUGGGAAUGACGGAGGAAGAGAGAGUACGAUUGAGUGCGCGGAGAGUGGGUAUGAAUCUUCCGGUGGAAUUUGGGCAGGAGGGGGAGAAAGCUUGA